Messenger RNA from Dicentrarchus labrax (European seabass), 2008 nucleotides. It is a transcript of the gene carm1l, whose product is annotated as coactivator-associated arginine methyltransferase 1, like. The record is from RefSeq and is a predicted model, not a curated record. The transcript has 15 exons. NCBI's taxonomy places the organism in Eukaryota, Metazoa, Chordata, Actinopteri, Moronidae. Gene Ontology annotation, biological process: peptidyl-arginine methylation. The coding region runs from base 42 to 1547 and encodes 501 amino acids. Gene Ontology annotation, molecular function: protein-arginine N-methyltransferase activity.
UUUCUUUCUUCCCCGCAAGCGGCUUCCUCUCACAUCGCAGAAUGGAGGAGAGAGGUGAGGAGUCGUCGGCUUUCUCUGUCAGGGUCUUCACUCUGAAGGAGGAGGCGAGGGCUGAGGAGGAGCACAUGGAGACACACGAGGAGGAGGUGCGGGUCCAGGAGGAGGUGAGCAGGGAGCAGCAGGUCAGUGUGGGCAGAGAGAGAGCAGAGCAGGAGCUUACUGUGCUCCUCAACACAGGACAGGAGGCUCAGCAGCUCACUGUGCAGGAUGCCAACAGAGCAUCAGUCUUCCAAUUUACUGUUUCCAAAGAGAUGGACUGUUGCCAGGUCGGAGGUCAGUCCUUCCUCUUCACUGUCGGCAAGCUGAGUCUUCUGCUGAAAUUCAAAUCUCCAGCUGAGAUGAAGGACUUCCAGCGGUUGUUGAAGAGAGGGGAUGAUGAAGAGACGAGGAAAGGUUGCACAGAAAGAGAUGAGGCAGGAAACAAGGAUGCAGAGAGAGUCCAAACACCUUCUAGGAGACAUCCCACUACAUUUGAAACAAGUUCUAAAAAUUCCCCUACACAGGGCUACCAGUUCCACAGCUGUGUGUCCCAGCAGCAGAGCCUGCUUCAGGACUACCUGAGGAUCACCACCUACCAGAGAGCCAUUUUGGUCAAUGAGGCUGAUUUCAGAGACAAGGUGGUUCUGGAUGUGUGUUGUGGUUCUGGUAUUCUGUCUUUCUUUGCAGUCCAGGCGGGAGCCACAAGAGUGUAUGCGGUUGAGUCUAGCCCCAUGGCCAAAUAUACACAGAUCCUGGUCCAGAGUAACUGUCUGUCUGAGCGGAUCAGGGUCCUAGAGGGAGAGGUGGAGGAGGUCAGCUGUCCUGAUAUGGUGGACGUCAUUGUCUCUGAGCCAAUGGGUUACAUGCUGCUCAGUGACAGACUCAUGGAGAGCUUCUUGCAUGCCAGAAAAUGGCUCAAACCCAAUGGUCUGAUGUUUCCCUCCUAUGGUGAUAUUCAUCUGGCUCCCUUCAAUGACGAGCAGCUCUACUUCGAACACUUCGCACGAGCUAGUUUCUGGCAGCAGAGAAGCUUCUACGGCGUUAACCUGAAUGCUCUUCAUGGUACUGCAGUGGAUGAGUUUUUCAAGCAGCCUAUAGUGGACACAUUCGAUGUGCAGAUCCUGAUGGCCAGGUCGGUCAAGCACUGCAUCAACUUCAUGGAGGUUAAAGAAGAAGACUUACACAGAAUGGAGAUUCCCUUUGUGUUUACCCUGCUGCAGUCUGGUCUGGUCCAUGGACUUGCCUUCUGGUUCGAUGUGGCCUAUUUGGGAUCCACGUCAACAGUGUGGCUCUCCACAGCUCCCUCUGAGCCUCUGACCCGCUGGUAUCAGGUCAGAUGUUUGCUUCAGACGCCACUCUUCGCCAAGCUUGGACAAACUCUGUCCGGGACUGUCCUGCUGGCCGCUAACAACAGGCAUAGCUACGACAUCCACAUCACAGCCACAGUCGACCAAUCAGGCUUCAGAUCUGGAAACAUCCUGGACCUCAAGAACCCUUUCUUCAGGUGAUUUCCAUCUUAUCUGAAUUCCCAAAAUUCCGAUUCUAAUCAAUGACAAUCAGCAAGUGAAGGAUUCUGUGUGUAGGACACUGUCAUGAUUCUACAGCUAGAGACCUCCAGACUAUUGGCAACAUAGAGGUCCAGCGGUUGGCCUCUCUCCUCCUGGAUUCAGGGUGAGGAGAACAGAGGGACCUCAUAUGGAAUCAUCAGAUGUCACAACUCCACACACCAGAACUUUUUAUUUUGCUUUUUAUACAUUUUGUCAACAAACAUCGGUGCUGAAAAUAAAAUCCCUUUAGUAUAAACUCCAUAUAUAUAGAGAGAGGCACAGAAGUCACAGUGCGAUAACACAUAAUGCAUUGCAUGACACAUACAGACAUGCACAAGGAAACCGGAAACUGCCUUUUCUAUGCCAGCAGUUUUCUCUGUGCAUGUAUUUCAUUUGCUGUAAUAAAAUUGUCCCCUCACAAA